AUGCAACAUUGGAAAGCUGGAAAGAAGAUUCUAAGGUACCUACAGAGAACAAAGGCUUAUAUGUUGAUUUACAAACGCACAGAGAAUUUAGAGCUCAUUGGUUAUGCUGAUGCAAAUCUUGGAAAAGUAGAGGAUGAUUACAUCUCUACUUCAGGUUUUCUUUUCAAGAUGGCAGGAGUAGCUGUUGAUUGGAAGAGUGCUAAACAAUCUGGUGUUUCGAGUUCAACCAUGUUUUCAGAAUACAUAGCCUGCUAUGAAGCCACUUCUCAUGCAGUAUGGCUUAGGAAUUUUAUUAAAGACAUUAAGAUGUCGUAUGGACUUCAACAUAUUGACAGAAAAUAUUUAAUAGUGAGGGAGAAGGUAGCGGACAAACUAGUCAGAUUUGAUCAUAUCAUAACUCAAGAUAUGAUUGCAGAUCCGUUCACAAAGUUUUUGCCUUCAGAAGCUUUUUUGAGACAUGUUGAGAGCAUGGGAUUAUUUCCUAGCUUUGAUGGUGCAAUCUAG
Molecule: messenger RNA, 504 nt
Organism: Prunus armeniaca (apricot)
Lineage: Eukaryota; Viridiplantae; Streptophyta; Magnoliopsida; Rosales; Rosaceae
Source: the annotation of a GenBank genome assembly